Spodoptera exigua (beet armyworm) is the source of this 3645-nucleotide messenger RNA. NCBI's taxonomy places the organism in Eukaryota, Metazoa, Arthropoda, Insecta, Lepidoptera, Noctuidae. The record is from the annotation of a GenBank genome assembly.
AUGCCGUAUAAAGCUCCACUAACAAUAGGUGUGGCACAGCCAAGCUUCGGCACGAAUGGUCUAGACGAGUUCUCCUGUUCCGAUGGGACAUGCAUCAGCGUCAAUUCAGCUUGUGACGGCAAUGCAGAUUGUCCCGGCGGAGAGGAUGAACAGAAAUGUUUAUUUGGAUCGUCCGGUUUGUCGGAUGACCUAGUUUUACAUAGGUCUAGAAGACAGUCUACUGGUUGUCGUAAAGACCAGUGGAGAUGCAGAGACGGUACUUGUAUUUCUUUCGACGGCAUGUGUGACGGUGUGGUGGACUGUCCAGACGGCAGCGAUGAAACCCACGCGCUUUGCAGAAAAACUAAAUGUCAACCGAAUUGGUUCCGGUGUACGUACGGCGCAUGCGUGGACGGUACAGCUCCGUGCAAUAAUAAGGUUGAGUGCGCCGACCAGUCUGAUGAACUAUUACCAAGAUGCAGGAAUGAGACUGAUGAAACGAGAGGUCAAUUCCGCUGUCUCAAUGGCGGGACGAUUCCAUCGUCGAACCACUGUGAUGGCACACCAGACUGUCCCGAUGGGUCGGAUGAGACUGUCCGCGCAUGCGCUGCGAAGACUUGCCCCUCAUAUCUAUUUCAAUGCGCUUACGGCGCUUGUGUAGAUCAAGGAGCUGAUUGUAAUGGGAUAAAAGAGUGCGCUGACGGUUCCGAUGAAUCUGAAGAGCUAUGCAACAGGCAGCUGCCAAGCAACCCUUCAGUCACCACUAGGCCACUUCAGUCGGGUAAAUGUAUACUGCCACCAUACCCAGACCACGGUACUUAUGUGGUGUCCAACGCACCAUACGCCGUCCCAGGUCAAGGUUUUCAAGCUCUGCAGCUCACCGUUACUUGCCGUCCAGGUUAUGGUGUACUAGGAACUGAUAUAGUCUUCUGCCAGGAUGGUACAUGGUCCAAUGACAUCCCAAAAUGUGUCCGUUACUGCAAGUUGGACCCUCACCCAUCAGUGCACUAUCACUGCCUCGUCUCGGGCACUGUCGAAGGUCAGCGUAAAUGCAACACCUACGAGCCAACGGGAACAGUCGUCAGACCAGAAUGCAACAGUCCAAACUAUUACUCCACCGGAAUUCUGCCAUUCAUGAGGUGCAUUGAUGGCAGUUGGGAUUACGUCGCCGUAUGCACCCCAGAAUGUGGGCGAGUGACUCCUGAAGGAGUAGACCUCAUCAUCGAUGGACGGAUAGCCAAGCGUGGCGAACUGCCUUGGCAUGUUGGUAUAUACCGAAAGACAACAAAACCAUACAAGCAGAUUUGCGGAGGAUCUCUGGUCACUAACAGGAUUGUUAUUUCUGCCGCCCAUUGUUUCUGGGAUGACAUCAGUAAACAGCAACCGGCAAGUAUGUAUGCUGUCGCCAUCGGCAAGAUAUACCGUCCGUGGGCUAACGAAAGAGAUACCGAUGCACAAAAAUCUGAUGUCAAAGAAAUCAAGAUCCCGGUCCGAUUCCAAGGCAGUGCGGCUAAUUUCCAAGAUGACAUUGCAAUACUUAUUUUGGAAACUGCCUUUGUGUAUCAGACGUACGUAAGGCCAGUAUGUCUGGAUUUUGACGUCAAUUUUGACAGAAGACAACUGCAGCCAGGCAAACUUGGGAAGGUGGCCGGUUGGGGUUUGACGUCUGAAAAUGGAGAAGCCUCACAGAUCCUGAAGGUUGUGGAGUUACCCUACGUGGAUAUAGAACAGUGCAUCCUAUCAUCACCACCAGGCUUCAGGGAGUACAUCACCAGCGAUAAAAUUUGCGCAGGUUUUGGAAAUGGGACGGCAUUGUGUAAGGGCGACAGUGGAGGUGGUCUGGCCUUCCCAGAGUCAGAUCGAGGAAUCGACCGCUACUACCUAAGAGGAAUCGUGUCAACGGCACCUAAUAAUGAAAACCUAUGCAACAGCCAUACGCUUACUUCAUUCACUCAAAUAGUUAAACAUGAACAUUUUAUAAAAGAGUAUUUGUAAUUAUAAAAUACUAGCUCCACGCGUAUAAAAGUAAUGUAUCCAGGAAUCUUAAAAACAGCAGCGUUGAAAGCGAUAGUAUAAUUUAUACCCUACUAACUUUUGCCCGCGACUUUAUAAGCGUUUCUCAUUAUUCAAGUGUGGGAGAGCCAUGCUUCGGCACGAAUGGAUCGGCUCGACCGGAGUGAUACCACGGCCUCACAGAAAACCGGCGUGAAACAAUCACAGCGUUGUGUGUCGCCGUGUGAGUGAGGUUACCGGAAGUGUACUACUACUCCUCCCCCAAUCCCUCCUCAAUCCUUAAAUCUCCAAAUCCCUAAUCCCUAACAGGUCGGCAACGCACUCGUAACUCCUCCGUUGCGGGUGUCCAUGGGCGGCGCUGAUUGCUUACCAUCAGAUAAUCCGUCUGCUCGUUUGCCGACCUAUUACAUAAAAAAAAGCGUGGAAUAGUGACUUCCUGCAGAUUAUUGGUUAAAAAACUAUCCUAUGUCCUUUCUCGAGUUCCAAACUAUGUCUGUAGCAAAUUUCACACAAAUAGGUUCAGUAGUUUAAGGCGUGAAGAAAAGACAGACAGACAGAGUUACUUUCGCAUUUAUAAUAUUAGUUUGGAUUUGAUUUAUUAGUAUCGGGUGUUCCAAUUUGAUUACUUGGAUUGCGCGAUCCAAGAUGGCGGUCGUGGCUGCUACAAAUCUAUGAGUAUAGUUUAGCAGCCAUCACCAUCUUCUUCUUCAUCUUUACAUUGUAACUUAAUUAAGCAUUAAUUUUCUUUUAAAAUCACUUAUAAAAAAUAGUGUUAGAAUUUGACACAAUGAACUGAUAAUAGUUGAUCGUGUGAUCCAAUUUGGUGCUAGAUUAUUGAUAGCGUAACACAAUGAUAUUAUAAGUAAAAAGGUGUAGAUAGGUUACAAGCGCUCAGCAAGUGAUACAUUAAAAUGUGGUUAACUAGCCACACUUUUUCAUAUUUGUCUCUUUUUCACUCGCGAAUAUUGAAUCAUGCCAUCCCACUCUAACGUUUAUCAUACGUUUUAUUUUUGUUGCAUUAGUGUGCCGUAUUUGAAAAUCGAAUUUUGUUUAUGUAACUAAUCUACGCCAUUUUACUUAUAAUGUCACUGGCGUAACAAGCUCAAUAAUAUUUUUGUAAAUUAUUUAAGAAAAAUAUGUAUUUUUUUAUUGAUAUACUCAUGAUUGUGUUGUAUAUGUAAGUAAUAAGUCAAAUUAAGAGUUUCACUGUUGUAGUCACUAGAUGGCGUUAGUAGAAUUAAGUCUAUAUCUCCAAUUGGGUAGUUUCCUAGGUCAAAAAUAAAUUAAUUCGACGUCUCAAUACAAUAAAAUAUUGAAAAAUAACUAUAUUUUUAUUCAUCGAUCGAUCGAUACACUGAAUUUUAGAUAUUUUGAUAAACUUUUUGACGCAAAAAUACUAUGACAUCAUAACUCAGUUUUUCAUACAAAUUUAAUAGAAAAGUAUCGUUUUUGACAUUUGGAUAAAAGUAUUGAAUUUGACUAGUUGGAAAUCACCGUAUUGCUGUAGCUUUUAAAAAAGUACUUGGACAUUCUCUACUGGACAACAGACUGUUAUUCCCACUAGCGCCUCUAGCGGCCAAUUUAUACAUAACUAAUGAGCGCAAGGCUCCUCAUGCAUGAACUUUUUCCGAGUUAUAAUUAUGUACCUUCUAU